Molecule: messenger RNA, 864 nt
Organism: Ilex paraguariensis (yerba mate)
Lineage: Eukaryota; Viridiplantae; Streptophyta; Magnoliopsida; Aquifoliales; Aquifoliaceae
Source: the annotation of a GenBank genome assembly
AUGCCAUUGAAACAACAUGGUAUUUUCAUGAGGCAUGUGAAUUUUCAUGGUUGUCUAAAGAUGGGGCUGUCUUUCACCAAGCUUUUUAGUCGCCUGUUUUCUAAGAGAGAAAUUCGCAUUGUUAUGGUUGGUCUUGAUGCUGCUGGUAAAACCACAAUUUUGUAUAAGCUCAAGUUGGGUGAAGUUGUCACGACUAUCCCUACCAUCGGAUUUAAUGUGGAGACUGUUGAGUACAAGAACAUUAACUUUACUGUAUGGGAUAUUGGUGGUCAGGACCAGGUAAGUCUAAAGAUGGGGCUGUCUUUCACCAAGCUUUUUAGUCGCCUGUUUUCUAAGAGAGAAAUUCGCAUUGUUAUGGUUGGUCUUGAUGCUGCUGGUAAAACCACAAUUUUGUAUAAGCUCAAGUUGGGUGAAGUUGUCACGACUAUCCCUACCAUCGGAUUUAAUGUGGAGACUGUUGAGUACAAGAACAUUAACUUUACUGUAUGGGAUAUUGGUGGUCAGGACCAGAUUAGUCGUUUGUGGAGGUUUUACUUCUCGAACACACAAGGGCUUAUCUUUGUGGUCGAUAGCAAUGAUCGAGAUCGUGCGGGUGAGGCAAGAGAUAAGCUGCACAAGUUGUUGAAUGAGGAUGAAUUAAAGGAUGCCGUGUUGCUUGUGUUUGCAAACAAGCAAGAUCUUCCCAAUGCAAUGAAUGCUGCUGAGAUCACUGAUAAGCUUGGCCUUCAGUCUCUCCGACAGCAACGCUGGUAUAUCCAGAGCACAUGUGCCACUUCUGGAGAAGGGCUAUACGAGGGACUGGAUUGGCUUUCAAACAACAUUGUUAACAAGGCUUAGUGGAUUGUCACGCUUGCUGGAUGGGUU